GCUCUGCGUUAUGCAUACUUCAAAAAAAUCUCUGCAUCUAAAACUACUGGCAUUUUACGGAAUACUCAACUUACAAAGAAAGUUGGCGAAGCAGAGACUUUGAAUCGAAUUCAGCGGCCUGUUGGUGAAGGCGGCGGCGGCGGAUCUAAUAACAUUUUAACCAGCAUCAAGCCUGUAGACAUCGUGCCAGCAGCUUCCAAGCUUCCCGAUGUAGCUUUGAGAGCAGCAGGAGAGCCAGGAAGCUCUAACGCCGAGAACCGGGCUAUAGAAGAUGAAGCUACUACAGCCGCACACACUGAGGCGAACCGAAAGUUUUCAGAACCGACAAAUCUAGUGCAUGCAGGUCUGAACCAUGGCCAAAUGCCCGUCAGUGUGAAAGAAGAAGAGCUUUGCGCAGGCUUCAUGGGCCGACAUAGAAAUCCGCUGAGACAAAGGAACCCCGGUACUGCCUCUAUAUAUUUUAUCAAUAAGUUUCUCAAGUACUUCAUUCCUGAUUUUACAUUAAGCCGGAAAUUCUUUUCGGUCCACCCUUAUCUUAAUAAUUGUUAA
Molecule: messenger RNA, 549 nt
Organism: Protopolystoma xenopodis
Lineage: Eukaryota; Metazoa; Platyhelminthes; Monogenea; Polystomatidea; Polystomatidae
Source: the annotation of a GenBank genome assembly